CGUCUAACGCAGAGCAGGGAAGAUGCUCGAAGGAACACUCUCUGUGUAUGCAUUUAGCCUUAUUUUCCCCCUUGCACUCGCUGGGGGGUUAUUGUUUCUCAUUAGAUAUUACAUCAAGAAAACCGAAUGGUGUGAAAAUGAUGAACGUUUGGACGGGAAAACAAUUCUUCUGACUGGAGGGAGUUCAGGUCUUGGGCGCGCCCUCUCAGUAGAACUAGCAAAAAGAGGAGCUCGAGUGGUAGUGGCAUGUCGUACUAAAGCCCGCCGAGAUUCAACAGCCUUUUUUCUCCGCAGUAAAACUGGAAGCUUCAAUGUUCGGGUCCUGUUCAUGGACUUGACCAGCUUAGACUCUGUGUGGGAGUUUGCUCGAGAGUUCAACACAAGUGAAGAGAGGUUGGAUGCUAUUAUCAACAACGCAGCAAUUCUGUGUGACCGCGACUGGACAGCAGAUGGAUUUGACACCAUGCUAGGUGUGAACUACGUCGGCCACUUUCUGCUAACCCUGUUGCUCCACGACAAAAUGAGAAAGUGUCCAGACAGCCCCACCAGGAUUCUGAAUGUUGUCUGCGGAGGGUUCCGUAGGGGUAACUUGAAAGACCUAAAAAACCUGGAUGGAAAGGGCGAAACCCAGUAUUCUAUAAAACAACACUACAGGAACAGCAAGCUCGCCCAGUUUCUUUUUACAAAGGAAUUGAGUCGAAGAUACAGAGAGAUGGGAAUUGUAUCAUUCGCUGUAGACCCAGGUCUUGUUUCAACUGGACUGUAUCGUAAACUCACUGGUGUCUUCGGACAGAUCAAUCAAGCAUGUGCGAAAGUUCUCUACCGAACACCAGAAGAAGGGGUGCAGACCCUGCUGUACUGUUUGUUGAGCAAAGGAAUUGAGACAGAAUCUGGUAAACUCUUCAGAGACUGCAAAGCUCAGACAGUGCACGUACCUGAGUGGGAUGAGCAAGCUGCCAAGGCAUUAUGGGAAAACACGUCGAACCUAAUUCAGUUGAAAGGCAUUAAGCUCAGUUUAGAAGAAGAGGAAGAGGAGGAAUGAAAUAAAACGUGAAUACUAUCUCUCCCGCCCCCUUUUUUAUGUUAAAACGUCGAACAAAGUUUCAAAUAAAUUUUUGUCGCGAUACUGACAUACAGAGAAAAGUGUUCACUAAUAUAUUUCUAAAAAACUGAGCUGGUGCCAGUGGAGUAGAAAACAACUGAUAAAAGAUACGAUCAAAAACAGUUUAUGUAUAUAUAAUUGAAAACUUACAACUGAUUUAAAUGAGUAAGGGAAGCUGGGGUAAGAUGGCCACCUUAACUGUGAGUGAGGUUUUCAUUAAUUAAGAUGAAUAUCAUUAUAAUGCAAAAAAGAUUUAAAAUGGACCCUUUGUUAUCAUGUAAUUUCGAGUUAAAACGUAGAUUGUAGAUAGACCUUUUGA
Molecule: messenger RNA, 1421 nt
Organism: Limulus polyphemus (Atlantic horseshoe crab)
Lineage: Eukaryota; Metazoa; Arthropoda; Merostomata; Xiphosura; Limulidae
Product: dehydrogenase/reductase SDR family member 13-like
Exons: 4
Coding region: 23-1042 (339 amino acids)
Source: RefSeq, a predicted model, not a curated record